Messenger RNA from Cebus imitator (Panamanian white-faced capuchin), 1269 nucleotides. RefSeq names its product transcription initiation factor TFIID subunit 4-like. The record is from RefSeq and is a predicted model, not a curated record. The transcript has 4 exons. The coding region runs from base 1 to 984 and encodes 327 amino acids. Lineage: Eukaryota; Metazoa; Chordata; Mammalia; Primates; Cebidae.
AUGAUAGUUGGAACUGUGAAUGCUUGCAAGAUCUGCGAAGGAGAAAAUAAAAAGGAGGAAAAAAAAAAGCCUAACUCUGAAGGUAACUUUGAGAACCAGGUGAUUUCAGAACCAGGUGAUUUCCUCUCUGCCAAACGUGCAGCCUCUGCAGCCUGCUUGGGUCGUGUCCUUAGGAAGGGUUCAACCUGGCAAGGGGCUGGAGGUGCAAGCCAGGAACAAGGAAGCCCCAAGACGGGAGACCGAGGUGAGGGCGUCCUGAGCCCGGGGCCCACUUUUUCUCUAGACGAAUGUUUCCAAGCAGAUGCCCCAAUUCCUCGGCCCCCUCUCUCCUGGGGAUGCUCCGGCACUGGGACCGAGUUCCAGCUCGCGCCUGUGUCCCGGGACGCAACUUCAGCCCCGCGCUCCGGGCGCAACCGGACCCCCACGAUCUGCAGGAAUCAGGUCCCCUCUGCUCGCCUUCCCAGAGCCUCGCGGCGCCUCCUGGCACCCCAGGAGGGCAGGAUUCCAGGCAGUCUCCAGGGCUCCUGCUCCCAACCCCGCCCGGGCCUCCCGCACGCCCGGGUCCCCGCGCGCCCCUGGGUGAAGGCAGCCACAGGUAGGGGGGCGGCGCGGCGCGGCGCUCACCUGCGCAGGAGCGGAGUCCUCGGCGCCUGCGGGAGAGGAGGAGGCAGAGGAGGCCAUGUUGUGGGGCUGCUGCUGCUGCUCAGUCCAGGAACUCCGGUCUCUCCUCCCCGUCCCGCUCCUCCGGCCCCCAAACGUGGGACUUGUUGGGAAAAGUUCGGCCGCGGCUCAGGAACGCCAAGCGCGGCCCCGCGACGCCCGCCCUGCGCGGCGCCUCCUCCUCCUCCUGCUGUGUCCGCGGCGACCGCCAGGUGCCAGCGCGGGCCGCUCUUCUGCAUACAAGGAGAAAGUAUUCUCUCUCAAGCAGUAAACUCCCUUUUAUCACGGAGCAGGCCCCAGGCUCAAAGCCCUAGAUGGAGAUAAAGUAUCUUGAGGAAGGAGGAGAGGGUAUUUCUUCAUUUACACAAAGGUACCCACACGGAGCUGGGGACAGUCCUUCCCCAGAAGGAAACAUUAAACUCAAUUUCCAUGAAAGCAAGGACUGUGGCUGUCAUGUCUACCAUUGUGUAUCCCAGCACCUAGCACUGGACCUAGUAUAAAUUUUGUGCCAAAUUAAUACUUAUUGACUGCAUGGAUGAACUCUCUAUUUUAUUUAUGGUUCUUCCAAUUUAUUGCUAGCUAUUUUCCAUUACUUGUCUUCUCUUACAC